AUGGUAAGUAGAAUGCUAUGGAGACAGUUGGCACACAAGCUUUUCUUUAAUCUAGAUUAUGUCUAAAUGAUGGAAAGGGAGAUUUGUGGGAGAACAGAACGAGAGGUUCUACUUUUAAAUAUAUGAUAGCAUCAUGUUGAAUGAUUUGUGUAUGUGUGUGUCUGUUUUACAGAAAAUCCUCUGGAGCCUGACUGCCUUGUCUCUGACACUUGCCUUGUGUCAGGGAUUCUGCAUGUUCAGCGAGCACAAAGCAGAGAUUAAAGAUGGUAAGUAAACAGCAACAAAAUGUUAAUAUGUAACCUAUUCAUGGCCAAAUAAUUAUUUAAUAUUUGAAAAAUGUGUUCCUGACUAGAGAUGAGGGGGAAAUGCACCCCAUUCAUAUUUUAGCAUAAACCUACCAAAUCUGCUCUUGCAGAACCAGAACACAGACCAAAAUGCAGCUACCUUCAAAAUCUACACUUCUCUGGAUGUUGUGAUGCUGCUCAGAGUCUAAAAUGACCUGUCACUGCUCCCGUCUCAUCUUCUCAUUGAUGAGUCCCUGCUUAAGCUCUUACUUUUAUUAUGUAUUUUGUGUUCUUUAUAUUGUAUUUUUAGGUUGUGAACUGCCCUGAGGAUGGUAUAUAAAUAGUAAUAAUAAUAACUGAUAGAAAUUCAAACGGACAGAUUCCCCAUCCACAGGGCACCCCAUUCACUCCCACCCUGUUUUAAGCUUGGAACCACCAUCUGCAGACGCAAGCAGGAGACUGCAUGGCCGCAGUAUAAGCAAGACAGAUGCCCAGGAGUUGGACAAGUGGAAAAUUUGCAGUCACUGUGCUUCUCUUGCGCAGUCUUUGCAUUGUGCUGAGCAGCAACUUCUGAUUGCAUUGAUGUUAAAUGUAUGGGAUUUCUCUCCCUAGGUCAGCCGGUGCUGCCCACUGAGUGUACCGAUCUCAAUGAUGGGAGCAAGCAUCCAUUCGGCUCCAAGUGGAAUUCAGCGCACUGCAUGGAAUGCACAUGUAGUGAAAGUGGAAUGCAGUGCUGUUCCAGGUAGGCCAAAUAACCAGAAUAGCACUGGGUCUAUUAAUCUCUUUCAAAUUAUUUUGCUCCAUUCUCUCUGAAAGACCUUCUGCUCAAUAAACAUUCAGGGAAUUAGCUGAAGACGGGUGUCCCAAUUAAUCUUUACAUCUGAAGAUAUGUUGCAUAAAAUUGAGCAUGUCCAGAGUGCCUUUCCAAUCAUCCGAUGACCAGGCAUUCACUGUGUGGAAGCUUGGACUUUGGGAUCUCCCUGAGUCCCAGAUCCUCUCAUCCGGAGACCACCUAGGAGCUGGUGCUGGGGAGAGGGACCCCAAUGCGCCCAAUGGAACAGGACCCCUCCUCUUUCCUGCACCUUCCUGUCUCCUUCUGUCUCCCUCCUAGCUGGCCUCUUGGUUUCGCACCAACAUUUUGCUUCACCCUUUUUUGUGCAUAGGUGCUGCCCUCAACCACCGCAAACAUAGUGGGGGGUGGAGGGUCAUCGUACAGCAAUAUGCAAUGGCAUAUUGUGCAAGACAUGUCCUUUGUGCAUUCAGCUUGGGUUCCCCAGGUGAAUUUGGCCUCAGGGCAAAUGUUUUCCAAGGGCUUGGUUUUCCCUGGAUGGAGCAAACAUCUUGCAAAACUGUUUUUCUGCCAGGUAGUUCCAAUCAUUCUUGGCAUGUCCUAAGUGAGCAGGAGAAAGGAGCGCUCCUCUACAAGAUCUCCAUGAGCUCAGGGAAGCCUUAGUUUACACAUUGUUCUUCUUCUUUUUAGGUACGGUGGUACUGUUGAUGUUCAGGGAUGUAAAGCAGUGGUAAAUCCAAACACAUGUGAAUAUGAGUUCUAUAAACUGGAUGAUCCCUCCAAACCCUGUUUCUGA
Podarcis lilfordi (Lilford's wall lizard) is the source of this 1870-nucleotide messenger RNA. NCBI's taxonomy places the organism in Eukaryota, Metazoa, Chordata, Lepidosauria, Squamata, Lacertidae. The record is from the annotation of a GenBank genome assembly.